Messenger RNA from Acinonyx jubatus (cheetah), 1346 nucleotides. It is a transcript of the gene SKA1, whose product is annotated as spindle and kinetochore associated complex subunit 1. Gene Ontology annotation, cellular component: outer kinetochore; spindle microtubule; mitotic spindle. NCBI's taxonomy places the organism in Eukaryota, Metazoa, Chordata, Mammalia, Carnivora, Felidae. The transcript has 7 exons. The coding region runs from base 408 to 1175 and encodes 255 amino acids. Gene Ontology annotation, molecular function: microtubule binding. The record is from RefSeq and is a predicted model, not a curated record. Gene Ontology annotation, biological process: mitotic cell cycle; chromosome segregation; cell division.
GGCGAUAGGCAUUCCUGGGGCGGAGUGCGGGAGCGGGGCAGCCGGGCGGAGCCGUGGAGCCGGCCUUGUCUUUCCACCGCUCGGUUAGCUGGAGUGGUUGCUUUAGAUACUCUGUCCUACCCUCGGAGCGAGUGAUUAACUGACUCCCUUCCUUCCCCUCCCUCUGCCUCCUUAUGGACCCCAAACCGUAAAGCGCCAGACCCCCACAGCAUGGAAGACAUGCUUACUUGGACCUACUUCUGUGUACUUAACUGUGUUUUUUCUUAAAAGUCAUGUGUACUUUGCAUUUUUAAAGACGAUCUCAACGUUGUCAUUAUAUGUAAACAGUGCAUUUGUCCCCGUAAAUUCCCUGUACUUUGGUUUGGGAUGCGUUGAUUACAGAAGGCUCAGAGACAGAGGCUUAAAGGAUGGCCUCCUCAGACCUGGAACAGUUAUGCUCUCAUAUUAAUGAAAAAAUUGGCAAUAUUAAAAGAAUGCUGUCAUUAAGAAACUGUGGUCAGGAACCUACCUUGAAGACUACAUUAGAUAAAAUAGGAGAUGAGAUCAUUGUAGUAAAUGAACUUCUAAAUAAAUUGGAAUUGGAAAUUCAGUAUCAAGAACAAACCAACCAUUCACUCAAGGAACUCUGUGCAUCUCUCGAAGAGGAUUAUAAAGAUGUGGAACAUCUCAAAGAAAACAUUCCUCCCCAUUUGCCUCAAGUAACAGUAACCCAGAACUUUGUUAAUGUGCCAGAUGUUGACCCUGGAGAACCAGUCAAAGUUGAGGAACCUGCACCCACAAAGAAGCACCCAAAAGAACAAAGAAGUAUUAAGGAAAUGUCAUUUAUAACUUCCGAUGAGUUUAAUGGCAUCCCAGCGUACAUGAAAUCCCGCUUAACUUAUUGUCAAAUUAAUGAUGUUAUUAAAGAAAUCAACAAGGCAAUAGUUAGUAAAUACAAGAUCCUAUAUCAGCCGAAGAAGUCUAUGAGUUCUGUGGCCAGAAAUCUCUAUCACAGAUUUAUUGAUGAAGAAACAAAGGAUACCAAAGGUCAUUAUUUUAUAGUGGAAGCGGACAUAAAGGAGUUCACAACUUUGAAAGCUGACAAGCGGUUUCAUGUAAUACUGAAUAUCUUACGACACUGCCGGAGGCUCUCCGAGGUCCGAGGGGGAGGCCUUACCCGAUACGUUAUAACCUGAAGUCCUCCUGAGCUCUAGAACUGGCCAAGAGUCUGAUAUAGAGGCCACUCCUAUAGUUUCCUUAUAUGUAAUUUCUUUAUAUAUAACUUCUUUGCUUUUCUUAUUUUCUUUUCUGCUUGACUAUAAAAAUGAAACUUUUUAGUAAAUAAAGCAUAUGUAUUUUAAAAUUCA